AUUGCACAUUCUUCCCCUUCUGUGGAAGAAGGAGGGAUUCGAAUCUCAAUGCCGUCCAUCCAUCAUCCGCAGGUGACCAGUGUACAAUAACAGAGUGAACUUGACCUUGAAUCCUCCUCUUAAUUAAACAGGGGACAGGGAAUGAGAAGUGAAGACGCUGUAGGGAGAUUAUACCCUCCCAAGCUUUUUCAUUGCUGCAAGUCCGACUGAACUCCUUAGACAAACAAGUCUUCCAUGGGCUUGGCGCAUGGCAGAAGCCAGUCCAGUGCGAUAUUCCAACAAAAAGAAAGUAAAUACCGUCCAAAAUACUGGUACGGGUGCCUAAAGAAGGACCUUUCUUCUAUAUGCCGGUGGAUCCCUUGGUCGUUGGUUCCAUUCUCCGCUGGGUGGACUUAUAUACAUAUGGACAUUGGAGGUCGCUGCUCCUGUCUGGUUAAUUGGAAUUCGCUUCUUAUUCCCUCCCUCCAUCGAAUUCCUCCCUUAUGAUUCGGCAAUUAGGCAGCACAAGAUCUGAUUUUGCAGCUUCCCAACUAGAGAUGGAAGAAAGAUGAGAUUGUAAACAUAGAAAAGCGAGAGAGGCUGUGAACGGUCGGUCAGAGCCUCAGAGGGCCCUAGCGAGUAGAGGAGGCAACAGGAAGAGUGGAAGGCAGAGAAGGGGCAAAAAUGGCAAAAAAGGCAAAAAUGUCUACGUUGUGUGAGGGCGGCGUACUGUUUUGGGUAGUUUCGUAAUAGUGGAUUAUAUUUUUUUUAGUAAUUUUGUCAAAGGAAAAGAUUACGUCGGUAAUUUUGGGUAAUCAAAUCUUGCAGAGUUUUCCCCGGAAGAUAUAUCAAUCUAGGGAUUAUCUUCAAUUUUCAUCUCUCUAAUCCUCGUAUCCGGAAUCCCCAAUUCCCUUCCCUUGAGAGAGAAGAUAGAUCUUCCCUUCAUUUCCUGAAAAGUCAAAUUUAAAUGGUCUGGUUGUUGCCUUCAUUUUAAAAUUAGAAUUAAGACCUCCCCUUGUCCCGGACUCCCUCCGGUAUACUCCAUCAUCAUCUUCCAUUCUCCAUCUAUAGAAGCAAACCAGAAGCCAAAGACGACAUCACAACGACAAGAAGAAAUAUAGAAUCAAUCCCCCCCCCCCUCCUCGUUUGCUCGUUGACAUACACGUCCAGGCCGUCUCCAGGUCCAGGCUCUGAGAAAUGGUCCGUGGCUGGUUGACUGGUGCGAGGAAAGUUGUUAACCAAAGAAAAUCUUUGCACAAGUUCUGGAGCUCACAUUUCUCCAGAAGAGUCAAUUUUUAGUCACCCGUUCCAGAGUCCGUUUCUCAUGCCACCCCCUCCACAGCCACAGCCACAGCCACACCACAUUCCUAAAUUUUGCCGUCUAUAUAUCUAAGAUCUAGUACUAAUUCUGGAUGAAGGUAUCAAAACGUAAAAUCUAGAGAAAUAAAUGUGAGAGAUGACUCCCGCUGGAGUAGCAAGACCGCUAGGAGGUUGUAACCCGUCAGGGCUUAAAUAUGGUGCUACUUCACAUUCACAGUCGAUGUUAGGGGUUGUGAAUUUUCCCCACUACAAUGACGUUCGCUUCGACAGGAGGUUUAAGAGUUGGUCUCUCUCCCUCUCCUCCGUCUUCUCCGGUCCCAAAUCCAAGUUUUCUCCGUCGGUCAAGGCUGUUAGUGACUCCAACAUGGCUUAUGUCAACGGCAAGGUGGGUACCGAGAUUCCUGCUGGUUGGCCUGAUUCCCAAGAACCAUCCGAAAAUGACCAUCCUCGAGCUGGACUAGUUUCUGGGAAACGUCACCAUGUGAUUUCGACUGUUGGGAAUUCAACAAACAUCAUGUGGCAUGAAUGCUCAAUUGGGAAAAUUGAAAGACAAAAACUACUUCAGCAGAAAGGAUGCGUUAUAUGGAUCACGGGUCUCAGUGGUUCAGUUCGUCGAGAGGAGAGCUUGAGACGAGCAACUUGCAGGAAAAGUACUGUGGCAUGUGCUUUGAGUCGGGGUUUGUAUAAUAGAGGAAAGUUGUCCUACCUCCUUGAUGGUGACAAUAUUAGGCAUGGCCUUAACCAAGAUCUCAGUUUUGCAGCAGAAGACCGUGCAGAAAAUAUACGAAGGAUUGGGGAAGUAGCGAAGCUCUUUGCAGAAGCUGGUAUUAUUUGCAUUGCCAGUCUGAUAUCUCCUUACCAAAGGGACCGGGAUGCAUGCCGUGCAUUAAUGACUGAUGGAAAUUUUGUAGAGGUCUUCCUAGAUGUGCCAUUGCAAGUAUGUGAGGCCAGGGAUCCAAAGGGCCUGUACAAGCUUGCUCGUGAAGGAAAGAUCAAAGAUUUUACCGGUAUCGAUGAUCCAUAUGAGCCACCUUUGAAUUGUGAGAUAGUAUUACGGCACGGAGGAGCUGGUGCUUCCCCUUGUGAGAUGGCUGAAAAAGUGAUAUCCUACUUGGAGGAGAAGGGGUUCCUGCAUGCGUGAGUACUUGCAUUACAAAGAAAGCUGCGUAGUCCUUAGCCUGUGAAGCUGCCCUUUUAAUUGUAUAGGAUUGCAAUAAAGAUGACCAAGUUAUAUCUGUCCCUGAUUCUUCAAUUGCUCUCUGGUUCUUAAUCGAUUAAUUCAUGUUUUUCCUGUCUGUUGAAUGCUUCAUUGUUCUGUGCAGCGUUAUUAUUUUGAAUGUAAAUGAAAGGUGGAAUUGGUUUGAUUGAA
This is a messenger RNA of Macadamia integrifolia, 2668 nucleotides long. Its product is annotated as adenylyl-sulfate kinase 3-like. Gene Ontology annotation, molecular function: ATP binding; adenylylsulfate kinase activity. Lineage: Eukaryota; Viridiplantae; Streptophyta; Magnoliopsida; Proteales; Proteaceae. The transcript has 8 exons. The record is from RefSeq and is a predicted model, not a curated record. Gene Ontology annotation, biological process: sulfate assimilation. Bases 1436 to 2440 code for a protein of 334 amino acids.